UAGCCUUCUGUAGGCCUACUCCCCAAACUGAUAUGGAAAUGUGCUUUGCAGAUGAGCUGAGUCUGUUGCUGAUGCUCAGGUACUCUUUGCAGGAGAACACCAGUCUCUUGACUAUCAUUGGUCUUCACAGCAACAUCCUCUUUCAGAUCAGGAUUACCCCUCACACCUUGGUAUUUGUCGCCAGAAAGGGGCACCAUUAUGAGUUCCCAGUUUCCUCCCUGGCAGAUGGACACUGGCACAGAGUGGCCCUUAGCAUCUCCUUGAACAGGUUGGCUCUGUAUGUGGACUGCUGCCUGCUGGAGAGCGUUGGCUGGUCUGGUUACUUUGGCAUGGGGGUUGCCACGGAGGGCCUGGUGGUUAUUGGAGGUCUCAUCGAGCCCUUUGAGGUCCCUUUCGAGGGUGCGCUGGGACAGCUGAGCUUCUGGAUGGGAGAUGCUAGAGUUGCAGAUCGUUCGUGUCAAGCCUCUUACAUCAGCUGUGGCAGCCUCCUGGACAAAAGAGCUCACCAUGGCAGAUCCCACUUCUGGAAGAAGUUUCCCCAAGCUUGGACUCAGGUGGAACUUUGUAAAGGGUUGGAAAAGAAAGGUCGAAGUGGGAAGCUGGAAAGAGGAAAGCAAAUGAUGAUUUGA
This is a messenger RNA of Lacerta agilis (Sand lizard), 629 nucleotides long. RefSeq names its product collagen alpha-2(XI) chain-like. The record is from RefSeq and is a predicted model, not a curated record. The transcript has 4 exons. The coding region runs from base 33 to 629 and encodes 198 amino acids. NCBI's taxonomy places the organism in Eukaryota, Metazoa, Chordata, Lepidosauria, Squamata, Lacertidae.